AUGCAGACCCUGCCCCAAGAAGUUGUCGACCAAAUCGCCUCUAACCUCUAUCGACCUGAUCUGAAGAACCUCUUGUUGCUAUCGCCGACGCUCCGUAUGGCGGCGGAAAAGCACUCUGAGGGGCUCACCAAGUGCAAACUGCACUACAAGGAUCUUGACAACUUCGUUGAAAAGUUCCGCGGCGCCCGUUUUUGUUGGCUCCAAGAGGUCGAAUUUGAUUUGAGGUUGCCGGGAGGUGUAGGCCACGAUGACGUUAACGCACCCGAUGACCCGGCCGGCGACCAGGCUUGCAAAGACGACCUAUCAACCCAGAUCCAUGCGCUUUUCAACGCAUUGAAAGUCCUUGAGGGUACUGAAGGGCCAAAGGGAACAAUACAGCUGAAGAUCAUUAGCCCAGAGCGGCAGAACCCUGAAUCCACCAGGCUGACUGCAGGCCGGCAUAUUCACCUGCAUGGUCUGGAGCAGGUUCAUGUGCUUCAGAGUAUCGGGUCUCUUUACGUUGGCCCACCUGCAAGUCUGCAAGAUCCGAGUUUAUAUAACAAGCUUCCCUUACGAACACCUCUGGACUUGUCGACCAAGCUGCCGAAUUUGGGAAUGCUGCGGAUCGACCUCCUGGAUGAGCACAAUUGCGACCCAGAGUGCGAACGCACCCGAUUCGAUGAGAGAGAAGAAUUCGCACUUGUUGCCGAGACCAUGUCAUUGCAGGUCAAGCGGGCCGAGAUCAUUUUGCAGAGAAGAAAGGCUCAUGAGGUUCUUGACCACGACUCGGCAAUGCCAAAUCUUGUCCGAGGGGGUCCUCGAGACCCGUUCAGCUCCAGUCUCCGAGUUCUUUGUCGCUAUCUCACCCAGCUCCAACUCAGUGCUAUCAUUGACCAGUCAUUCUUCUGGCCUGACGAUGGAGAAGGUGAUGUUUGGCCCAAUAUGGAAUCACUAGAAGUCAAGUUUCAUCCGACCACUCCUUUGGGAUCAUGGUAUUUUCUGGGGCCCCGUGGGGAAGGUAACGGCGUUCAAGGGUAUCCCGUUGAUGGUAUCGAAUAUCUUGGCGAGAGCCAGAAUACCGAAGGCGGCACCAUCAUAAUGGGGCAUGCUCCCUGCCGUCCGUCAGGAUGGCGUCUGAAGCCCAACCCAGAAACACUCCGUCCACUUCUUUCUGCAUAUGCGAAAGCAGCCGCAAAGAUGCCUCGUUUGAAAGAGGCCAUGAUAUGGUCGCCCAUCUGGUGGUCGCCAGGAAACCAUGCGAGGCCAAGGUUCUCCUACCACAGCCAUUUCGACAUGAUGAACAACAAAAGGUCCUUGGGCUGGGGAAUUGGCUACAAUGCGCCCGGAACGGAAACAAAGCCUGAUAGACCAGAAUCAGCGUCAUCUGAAGAUUCCGAGGAUGGUGAUGUUCGUUUAUUUGAGUGGAGAACUGGGAGCUGGGAGCCCGAUGAUGCCUUGAAAGACUUGUUCCAUGAGAUUGGUCGAGAGAAGCAUGGGGAGGAAUUUGAUGACGAUUGGGAUCCUGAUGCAAACCAGGAAGAUCUGUUUUUCGAAGGAUUCUGCGUUGGGAAAGAAAGUUACAUGAUAUCUGAGUUGAAGGGUGAAGAGAUAUUGCAAUGA
Colletotrichum graminicola M1.001 is the source of this 1599-nucleotide messenger RNA. RefSeq lists its product as uncharacterized. Gene Ontology annotation, molecular function: protein binding. The record is from RefSeq and is a predicted model, not a curated record. Lineage: Eukaryota; Fungi; Ascomycota; Sordariomycetes; Glomerellales; Glomerellaceae. The coding region runs from base 1 to 1599 and encodes 532 amino acids. The transcript has a single exon.